Molecule: messenger RNA, 1749 nt
Organism: Aspergillus homomorphus CBS 101889
Lineage: Eukaryota; Fungi; Ascomycota; Eurotiomycetes; Eurotiales; Aspergillaceae
Product: putative serine/threonine protein kinase
Exons: 2
Coding region: 142-1749 (535 amino acids)
Biological process (GO): mitotic G2 DNA damage checkpoint signaling; protein phosphorylation
Cellular component (GO): site of double-strand break; nucleus; cytoplasm
Molecular function (GO): ATP binding; protein kinase activity
Source: RefSeq, a predicted model, not a curated record
CUCACCACUCUGUGCAUGAACCCGGCCGCAAGCCGACAAUUUCCGGACAGAUCUUUCGAGCUUACAGCUCCUCCCAUCUGACCUGUCUUACUCAAAUCGGAUUUAGCUGGGGGUAGGGGAAAACUGGGUUUAUUCGCUACGAUGCAUCACUCGCAAUUAGCCCCGCUGCCGAAUGACUUGCCUUUCCGAAUAGUCUCCAAGACGAUCGGCCAGGGUGCCUAUGCCUGCAUCAAAAAAGCUGUCCCUUCCUACACAGAUAGCCCGGUCUUCGCCGUCAAGUUCAUUCACAAGGAAUAUGCCGCUCGCCAUGGCAAAGUCAGCGCGCGACAACUACAGAUGGAGGCAACGGUACACAAACAUAUCGGCGAUCACAACAACAUCAUCUCCUUCUUUCAGACCGGUGAGGACGAUGUGUGGCGUUGGGUUGCGAUGGAAUUGGCCGAGGGUGGCGACCUCUUCGACAAAAUUGAAGCCGACGAGGGCGUGGGCGAGGACAUCGCGCACGUCUACUUCUCCCAGCUCAUAAGCGCGGUCGGCUACAUGCAUUCCAAAGGGGUGGGACACAGGGACAUUAAGCCGGAGAACAUGCUUCUGGCUGCGGAUGGCAAUCUCAAAAUCGCCGACUUUGGGCUGGCCACAUUAUUCGAGUACAAGGGCGUGACCAAGCUCUCGACUACCUUCUGUGGCAGUCCGCCAUAUAUCGCACCAGAAGUGAUCUCGUGCAGUAGCCGGAGUCAAGUCAAGGGUACGGGCUACCGACCGGACCUGGUGGAUAUCUGGUCGUGUGGUAUUGUCUUGUUCGUCCUCCUGGCUGGCAACACACCCUGGGAUAGCCCGACGGAAACGAGCUAUGAGUACCAAGAAUACCUGGCCACCAACGGGCGCACGACCGACGAGCUCUGGCAGCAGUUGCCGCCAGCGACGCUUUCACUUCUUCGCGGCAUGCUGAACGUGGACCCUGCUUGCCGAUUCUCCCUCGAGGACGUCCGAAGACACCCCUGGUACACACGGCCGAACAAAUACCUGUCGCGCAAAGGCACUCUCCGAGACACCAUCAACAUGGCGACGACGAUGUUCGAAUCGCUCCACAUCGACUUCUCGCUAGACCCCUUCGCCCGGCCGCACGGCGGCGGGAGCCAGGGCCUCGAGCGGACCGACCUAGAUAUGGGCGACGGAUUCGACGUCGACGAGCGGAUCUCAUCCACCCAGCCAGAAAUGCCAAGAGGCGACAUGCUCGUGGACUGGGACACCCCGCAAGCAGCCGACGCAUUCUCCUCGACCCAGCCCAUGGGCCGACCGCUAUUCGCUGACGACACCCUACUCCUGAACCACCUGGAAGACGAGCCCUCGAUGUCGCAAUUCUCGCCACACCCCUCCGUGCCCCUGAGUCGAACACAAAAAGCCCAACGCUUCCGGGACAUCGUGCCCGCGCGCCCCAUGACGCGCUUCUUCUCGACAUGGGAGCUCAAAAUCCUGGUCCCCCUAAUAUGCGAGGCGCUGCAUCGUCUCGGGGUUCCCGUGCCCGCCGUGCCCGCCGUGUCUGCUGGCGACUCCUCCGCGACGCUGCGCAUCAUCACGCGCGACGGCCGCAUGUGCACGCUGCAGGGUAAGGUGCUGAUCGAGUGCGUGGCCGAGGGCCUCUUCGAGAUCGAGUUCAUGAAGGUCAAGGGCGACCCGGUCGAGUGGCGGCGCUUCUUCAAGAAGGUGGCCGUGCUCUGCAAGGAUGCAGUGUACAAGCCUGAUACCUAA